Auanema sp. JU1783 is the source of this 2208-nucleotide messenger RNA. NCBI's taxonomy places the organism in Eukaryota, Metazoa, Nematoda, Chromadorea, Rhabditida, Rhabditidae. The record is from the annotation of a GenBank genome assembly.
AUGAGGCGGUGGUUCCUGUUCUGUCUCUUGGCUCUUCCUGUUACCUGUGUGUUUGAAUGCUCCUCCCAAGAAACUACAGCAUUCGUUCGUAUUGCUCGUGCUCGUCUCGAUGGAACUCCAGUCGUUAUUUCUACUGCCGGACAUGAUUUGACUUGCUCUCAAUACUGCCGUAACAACAUUGAGCCAACCACUGGAGCUCAAAGAGUAUGUGCCUCUUUCAACUUUGAUGGACGCGAGACCUGCUAUUUCUUCGAUGAUGCUGCCUCACCAGCAGGAACCAGCGAGUUAACUGCUAACCCUUCUGCCAACAACUUCUACUAUGAGAAGACUUGUCUCCCAGCAGUCAGCUCUCAUGAAGCUUGUACUUAUCGUUCUUUCUCAUUCGAGCGUAUGCGCAAGACUACUCUUGAUGGCUUUGUCAGAAAGAGCAUCCAAGUUGCUAACCGUGAACAAUGCUUGUCUGCUUGCCUUAAGGAGAAGGAAUUCGUCUGCCGCUCCGUCAACUAUAACUAUGACUCUUACCUCUGUGAGAUGAACGCUGAAGAUCGCCGCUCUAAGCCAACUCAUCUUCGCAUGGCUGAAGAUAAUGUUGAUUAUUAUGAUAACAAUUGCUUGACUCGUCAAAACCGUUGUGGACCAUCUGGAGGAAAUCUUGUAUUCGUCAAGACCACUAACUUCGAAAUUAAGUUCUACGACCACACUCAAUCAGUUGAAGCUCAAGAGUCAUAUUGUCUUCAAAAGUGCCUCGAUUCACUCAACACUUUCUGCCGCUCCGUCGAAUUCAACCCUACUGAGAAGAACUGUAUUGUUUCUGAUGAAGAUACAUUCUCCCGUGCUGACCAACAAGGACAAGUUGUUGGAAAAGAUUACUAUGAGCCAAUCUGUGUUGCUGCUGACCUUUCAUCAUCCACCUGUCGUCAACAAUCUGCCUUCGAACGAUUCAUCGGAGUUUCUAUUGAGGGUGAAGUUGUUGCCUCUGCUCAAGGUGUUACUGUCUCUGACUGUAUCUCCCUCUGCUUCCAAAAUCUCAACUGCAAAUCUAUCAACUACGAUCGUACUGCCUCCACUUGCUUCAUCUAUGCUGUUGGACGUGCUGAUGCUAAUGUCAAGGCUAAUCCAUCCAUGGAUUACUAUGAGUUCAACUGCGAAUCUCAAUUCGGAGGAAUGGCUUUGUGUACCAACGAGGGAAUCCGUUUCAUCGUCAACACCAAGGAACCAUACACUGGAGCCAUCUAUGCUGCUGAACGUUUCUCUACCUGCUCCCAAGUUGUUGAGAAUGCCAAGCAAAUCUCCAUCACUUUCCCACCACCAACUGUAUCUGCCGAUUGUGGAACUGUCAUUCGUGACGGAAAGAUGGAAGCUUUGGUUGUUGUUUCUCUUGACGGAGUAUUGCCACAUCAAGUUACCACCGAAUGGGAUCGUUUCUACCGUGUCAGCUGUGAUGUUUCUAUGGAUAAGAUGGUCAAGGAAGGAACCGUUGUUGUCACCACAAUCUAUGAAGCCAACUCUCAAAACACCACUGUCCUCGAAGUAGCUACUCCACCACCAGUUACCGCUGAACUCUCUAUUCUUAACCAAUUGGAAGAGCCACUGCACAAGGCUUCCAUCGGAGAUCCACUCUUGCUUGUCAUCACUUCUGAGCAAGCUGGACCACACAACAUGAUGAUCACUGAAUGCACUGCCACCCGUGUUGGAGGAUUCGGAGAUUCUGUACCUUUCACUCUUAUUGAGAACGGAUGCCCAAGAUACCCAGCUCUUGUUGGACCAGUUGAGCAAGAUUUCGAGAAGAGCCGUCUGAAGUCUGAUCUUCGUGCUUUCCGUCUUGACGGAUCUUAUGAUGUUCAAAUCAUGUGUACUGUUAUGUUCUGCGCUGGACCAAACGGAUGCCCAGUGUCCAACUGCCUUGACUCCGGAACCAAUGAACUGUUCAUGUCCCACGGACGCAAGAAGAGAUCUACUGAAGAGGAAGGAGGAACUGAGACUUUGUCUGCUGUUCUUCGCGUUCUUGCUAAGGGUGAAGAGGAAGAAUUGAAUAGCAAUUCAUCUAUCCAUAGCUUGCAAGAUAUGGAUGAUCUUGUCUGUUUAUCUGAGACAUGGUUCGUCUCUUCCAUCGUCAGCAUUUCCGUCGUUUGUCUCAUUCUGUCAGCAUUGAUUGUUGUGUGGGGAUGUAACUCAUUACAUGAGAAAAAGGUUAAUCUACCAAAGUAA